CAUCAUGCACACAUUGCUUCUGUCGGCGAUCAUCACGAUAGUGGCGAUUUUUCAAACCUGCUGCUGUGUCGAUCAAUCCAGUGCCUUUUCGUGUGGCGAAUCAGGCUCGCCGGCGCAAAUUCGCAUCACGCACGGCUGGGACGCUGACAGUGCGAUGUGGCCUUGGCAUGCCGCCAUCUUUCGGCGCGGGAACGAUACCAACGAUUACAUUUGUGGGGCAACCCUGGUCGGUCAGCACUAUGUCGUGACGGCAGCACACUGCGUAGUCAACAGGGCAACCGGACACAAGCUCAACCCGAACCUGCUUACGGUGCACUUGGGAAGACAAUAUCUGAAUGAAUCUUCAGCACGAGUGCAGGAACGGCCGGUGAAAGAUGUCAUCAUCCAUCCGCAGUUUUUGCAUGUGGGUCUGAAGAACGACAUUGCAUUGUUAGCUUUGAAAACGAAAGUUCAAUUCAACGAAUAUGUGCGGCCGGUUUGUCUGGAUAAGUUGAGCCAAAUCGAUUUCAAGAUCGAUGACCUGGUGGAGAGGGAUGGUGUGAUCGUAGGCUGGGGGAAAACCGAAAGCGGUCAUGUUUCGAUGACACUGCAAACAGCCAGACUGCCAGUGAUAGAUCGCAUCGCAUGUUUGAAUAGUGAUCCACAGUUUUUCAGUCAAUUGAUUUCCUACGGAAUGUUUUGUGCUGGAUACGAAAAUGGAACAAGCGUCUGUAAUGGCGAUAGUGGUAGCGGUAUGUUUUUCCGUGAAGGUGAAAAAUGGAUGCUCAGAGGUAUUGUGUCAUUUUCUGGACUGAAGGCAGACCGAAUAUCGUGUGACUUCCACAAGUAUGCGGGUUUCACCAACGUGCGGUAUUAUAUUCCAUGGAUGCGGACCAUUGUCAAUGAUGGCACGUCCAUGAUUGAUGUAUUGGAUGCUAGUGAGAUGGGGUAGGCUAGCGUGAAUGCACUGCACUGAAGGUUCAGUUUCAGAUAAUUCGGUUUAUUUAAUUGCAGCAUUUCAUCAACAAUCUAUACCUGCAACUAUGACGUCAGCGAAAGCUCGGACUGCAAGCUC
This is a messenger RNA of Ochlerotatus camptorhynchus, 1054 nucleotides long. Its product is annotated as limulus clotting factor C-like. The transcript has 2 exons. NCBI's taxonomy places the organism in Eukaryota, Metazoa, Arthropoda, Insecta, Diptera, Culicidae. Bases 5 to 931 code for a protein of 308 amino acids. The record is from RefSeq and is a predicted model, not a curated record. Gene Ontology annotation, biological process: proteolysis. Gene Ontology annotation, molecular function: serine-type endopeptidase activity.